AUGGCAAGCGGGCAGCUGUCGUCGCAUCGGCGGCUGAGCCAAGGCUCCGAGAGCUCCGUGAAGCGGACCCCGCUGAUGUCUGCCGACAACCUGGGCCAAUACCGGCUCGUUCCUGAUGUGGAGUGUGCUGCUGACAAGGAUGCAGCACUUCAGCAGAAGUCCUGCUGCCAGCCAGACUGCUGGGAGGAAUUGCUCCACAGUGUUGGAUUUAACCUUUUCAUCUCCACGUUGAUCGUUGCCAAUGCCGUCGUCAUUGGCCUGGAGACAGACAAUGUCGGAGAAGUCUGGGCAGUACUGGAAAUUGCUUUUCUGGGCAUCUUUUCCAUCGAGCUGCUUCUGCGGAUCGUCGUCUCCGGGCCGACAAAAUUUUUCGCCUAUGCGAACGAAGACUUCAGCUGGAACCUUUUUGAUUUUUGCGUCGUCAUCGCCGGUUGCUUCGAUGUUAUGUUUGACUUCUCGCCGGUGAGACACGAGAAGGGCAGCUUCAUGACCUUCUUGCGCAUCAUCCGGCUGCUGAGAGUCAUGCGGAUGAUCCGUCUCUUGCGGUUCUUGCGAGACUUCCACGUCCUCACGUUUGGCUUCGCAGCGGCUGCUGUAGCCAUUAGAAAUGUGUCCCUGUUGAUGCUAGCGGCGAUCUAUGUCACUUCCAUUGUCUGUGUCCGAUUGAUAAUUCCGUUCAUGCAGGACAACGAGCAUCAGGAGUUUCUGAACGCUCACUUUGGCUCCCUUCGGAAGUCGAUGCUGUCCCUCUUCUUCUUGCUGUCCGAGCCAGACUUGAUGCCCUACUGGGAAGUCCUGGAGUCUGAUGCGCUCCUUGCAGCCUUUCUCAUAGCCUUUGUUGUUUUUGUGAGCUUUGGCAUUGUAGGCCUGUUGACUGGCCUCGUCUGUGAGAGCAUGUUCGACAAGAACGACGCCAAGAUCGAGCAGGAGCGUGCGGAGGCAGAGGAGAAGCGCCAGAGGAUCAUCCAGGGCUGUGAGGGCAUCUUCGAGACGAUUGCAAGUGCGCAAGGUCAUGCAUCGAUUGACGACAUCAUGCAGAUCCUUCCUGCGUUGGGCGAGCUAUGCGUCGAAGAGGGCGUGCCAUUCGCUCGAGAGGAUCUCGUGAACACAGUGAACUGCAUGGACACCGAUGGCAGUGGUUCCAUCGACAAGAAAGAAUUUUGUCAAAGUAUCGUGCACUUGGCAGAGGGGCUGCGACCCAUCUCCAUCGUGGAGUUGCACUACAUCACCGCACAAACGAAGGUCAAAGUAGAUAGGUGCGAAAGUCUCCUUGCUGGCAUCGCGCAGUAUUUCGAGACGGAAAUGCAGGCAUCGUCUCCCAAAUCAUCGCCGAGCAAGCAGGUUCUGCGCCCACCAGCGGCAGCCCGAUCUGCGACCUCACCGAAGGCAACGAAGGUUCUUUCGCCGGGCAAGUUCAACAGCAAUCCGAUUCGGGAGCGACGACAGAUCUCCGAGCCUCCCGGGCAGCCCGAGCCUUCCUUCCACCUCUCCGAGACGCCUUGGACUAGUGUCGCCAAGGAAGUCGAGGACCUCAGGGACACGUUGUUGAAGGAGCUGCGGUCAUCGAAGGCUCUCGCAUCGCCCAUCACCGGCGACGGUGGGUUAGAGCGCAUCCUGCACGAGGUUGAAUCAGUCCAGCGAGAGACAUCAUCCCAGCUUCAGCACCAGCUAACUGCAGUGGUUGAAGCAACUCGCCAGGUGCACACUGGCAUCCUUCAAGAAGUUGCAUCCAUGCAAUCUUGUGUGUCCACGACCCUGCAGUCCUUGGCGCAGCAGAGCGCUGCCCAUGUGGAAAGCCUUGCUCGGUAUCAGCACCAGACCGCACCAGACCUUUGCAACGCGAGACAAAGCUCUCAUGUGCACAAGGAGCUAGAUGCGUGGAAGCAUUCGUUCUUCGCUGAGCUGGAGGCCAUGAAUCUGAGCCUUGCGCAUGCACGGCAGUGGCAGUGGAGGACGGCGAACAAGAGCUUUCGACAGCAUCCACAUGCGCCGGAUGUGCUGGACAAUGCAGUGUCUCCUGUGCAGGGAACCCCUUCGACAGCCAGAGAAGCGGCUGAGAGGUCACAUUUUGUCUUGCAAGCCCUGGAUGAUGUUGAACAACUGCUCCGUGAAAUCAGUUUCGAGAUGUCCGGCCAUGCCUCGAUAGCAGGCCUGAACUUCGUUCAGAAGUACUCGACAUCGACCGUAGUGCCGGCAGUAACUUUGGUCAUGAAAGUGGCCACCGUCCCCGGAUGUGUCCGACGCGACCAGGCGGUGGAGGGAUGCACUGAGCUGAAGUCCGUGCCGCCAAAGCUGCGCCUGCCCGCUCCAGAGCCCGUCUGGCGAGGCUUGGCGGAGAAGUUUGCGGAGCGGGAGCUGCAGCCACUCCUGUGUGCCGACCUCUCGCGUCCCUCUCCCAUGCCCCUGGCGUUGACAGGUCGAGCCUUGAAGCCCGAAGCAGAAGUUACAGACUCUCUGAAGGCUUUCUGGCGCAACUUCGUCGAGGUGGAGACCAAGAACCGAGUUCUGCGCCUGCUGGCGUUCAUGUACCAGCAUCUACGGGAAGCAGAGGGUCAAGGUGUUGAGGGCACCACAUGCCAGGAGGACAUAGACGAGAUCUGUGGAUUGUUGGCAGAGCAGCUGCCGGUAGCGCACGACGAGGUUCUGGCGCUUUGCAUCGAGGUCUUCCUCUCGCUGAGAGCUGUUCAUGCGAAGGAACAGGCAGCUGGGGUGUCCAGGAUGGCGAGCAUUCAGCCGGAGUGUUUGUACUUGCUUCGCCUCGUGCAACUCCUGCGACUUCGCGAACCUCGGCUUCCAGAUUUCGUGGCAGAGUUGGAGGUCCCACAUGUUGAAGCGUGCGAGACACUUUGCACAGUCAUGGAAGUACAGAUUGCUGAGCUGGAGAGCAAGCUCGCGCAAGCGCGUGUCGAGGCUCUUGAGAAGGAGCUAGCAGCAGCACGAGCCCGACAAGUGGCCCAGUCGCGUGCCCAGGGGGUGACGCAAUUUGCUGAUGAAGCCCUUCAAGCAGUUCCUACCUGUCUCGAACCGGUACCACCGGCAACAUCACCAGAAUCCCCGGCCUGUGCAAGCGAGGGGUCCCAUCAGGUUGUGCCACCAGCAGAUGCGGACAUGGCACCAGCCAUACAAGCUCCUGAGACACAGCCCUCCGUGCCACUACCAACACCGGCGAAACGGCAGCGAAUUUCAGAGGCUUUUGUCGAUGAUCCAUGUCAAUCCCAGCCACGCAUUUCAUUAGAGCGGACCCCGGAAGCAUCGAUGGCUCGUGGAAGUUCCGAAGCGGUCGUUGUGCUUUCCGGCGAUGGAGCAUCGUCAAAAGGCGAUCAGAAGGAUCCGAAGACGGAGCAGCUUGUGGAGAUGGGCUUUUCCCGACGAAGUGUUGAGCUGGCCCUCCAGCAGAACAGAGGAUCUGCAGAGCUUGCAGUGAGCCAGCUGCUGAAGGAACUCGAGGACAUGCCAUCUCCCCUACAGCACAUGCAGUCGAUGGGCUUCGAUGCCAGUGCUGCAGCUGACGCGCUGCAAAAGCAUGGCAGGAUUGGUGCCGCCGUGCAGGAGCUGGUUGUAGGCCGAAUCCACAACCAGGCCUCCGAUGCGUUGCCAGAACCGACUGCGGAGCAAGGACGUGAGCCGCCCGAAGCCUCGCAGUCGGAGGGUGCAAAGCGUGCUCGAUGUGAUCCCGGGGGUGAGAUCAGUGCAGAGGGGGAAGGUGUUCUGCAGCUGCUGCCAAAGAAGCUGUUGUGUCCGGAAUCUCAUCGGAAAGAGGCUCUCGAGGCCACCGAGAAGAAGGUAGAGCAUAGCGAGGCGACAGCUGCAACUUGCGCAGAUGCAGGGAAGCGUCCGAAAUCCAAGGCCAAGCCAUCGAAGCAAGAGUCGGCUGCCAAGAAGAAGGCACAGAAGGGAAGCAUUGCCGCCGUCUUUGAGGUUCGAGCUGCAAAAAGCACACCGUGUAGAUGA
This is a messenger RNA of Symbiodinium sp. CCMP2592, 3951 nucleotides long. The record is from the annotation of a GenBank genome assembly. NCBI's taxonomy places the organism in Eukaryota, Dinophyceae, Suessiales, Symbiodiniaceae.